Adineta steineri is the source of this 1578-nucleotide messenger RNA. The record is from the annotation of a GenBank genome assembly. NCBI's taxonomy places the organism in Eukaryota, Metazoa, Rotifera, Eurotatoria, Adinetida, Adinetidae.
AUGUUCGUAAAAUUAAUUUUUAUUCUGACUUUUUCUAUACAAAAUAUUUGUGCUAACGAGCCUGCUACUGUUCAUACACAGUACGGUGAUAUAUUAGGUUAUCAGACUAAUUUAGCCCGUGUCUUUUACGGUAUUCCGUUUGCUCAACCACCUGUUGGAACGUUGAGAUGGCAGUCUCCAGUACCUAUCACAAAAUGGGAUCCUAAGAUAAUCAAUGCUACACAACCACCUCCUGCUUGUGCUCAAGCAGAAAGUGCGAUAACUUCUAUUCGUACUCCAGUUAUUAUGUCUGAAGAUUGUCUUUACUUAAAUAUAUUCACACCAUUGUGUAAUACGUCAUCAUCAACAAAUCUUUUACCAGUGAUGAUUUUUAUUCAUGGAGGUAGCUUUCGAUCUGGUUCUGCUUCCGAAUCGAUCUUCGAGUCGGAGCAUUUCGUUAAUACAACUAAUACAAUAAUUGUACUAAUUCAAUAUCGAUUAGGUGUAUUGGGUUUUUUUGCAACUGGAAAUGGUCCUAAUGAUAUUAAAGGUAAUUAUGGAAUACUCGAUCAACGUUUGGCUAUUGCAUGGAUCAAAGCAAAUAUUAAUGCAUUUGGAGGAGAUCCAGAUGAAAUUACACUAUUUGGUCAAAGUGCUGGUGCUCAAUCGACUGCAUUACACUAUAUGACAAGUGAAAUGCAAUCAUUUUUCAAGCGAGCUAUCAUUCAAAGUGCACCGAUGACAGUUCCAUUCAGAACAUAUCUCGAUUAUGUUGCACCUGGUGUCCUCCUUGCUGAACAACUUCAUUGUGCUCCUAAUGAUAUAUCAUGUUUUCAAUCUCGUACUACAGACGAAAUUAUUGCUGCUCAAAAUAUCGUCAAUAAUAUGUUGACUUCAUUGAAUAUUCUAAAUUUUUUUGAACCAUGGGUACCUGUGAUUGAUAAUAUGAUUAUUCAUGGACAAAUUUUGGAUCUAGUGCGCAAUAUAUCAUUUCCAUUAAAACCAUUGAUUAUUGGUACAGUUACGGAAGAAUGUUACAAUUUUGUUUAUGAGACAUGGAAUAAGACAGUAUCACCUAGUGAAUAUAUUGGAGUAAUUAUUGUUCUGUUUCGAGAAAAAGCGACUAAAGUUCUUCAACAAUAUCCACCGGAAGGUUCGGGUGAUCAACGAUUUUUAAUUGUUCGUUUUGCUACACAUUGGGUAUUUUCUUGUUCAACCCGUGUCUUUGCUCGAAAGGCUGCAUCAUAUAGUUACGUUUAUGGUUAUCCAUCCAACAAGGAUAAUUUAAAGAAAAAUUCGAUACAAUGUAGUGAUCAUGCGUGUCAUGCUGAUGAAUUACCUUUUCUUUUUGAAUCUUAUUGGAAUAAUUUUACUGAUACUGGUCGAUAUAUAUCUCAAAGUAUGGCGACCUAUUGGACAAAUUUUGCCAAGAGUCAAGAUCCCAAUGAUCCUCUGAAAGUACCAGUAUCAUGGCCUAGAGUAACAAGUGGAAAUGAGACAUACAUGUAUAUUCAAGAUCCACUUCAAAUCGGAACGAAUUAUUUAAAGAGUGAUUGUGAUGUGUGGGAUGAAAUUGGUUAUAAAGAAUUUUCUUUUUGA